CACCGCCGGUUUUAGGUGUAAUCAACUGAACCCAUGACUACUCCUCCAUCAAGAGCCUCUCCGCUCUCCCAUGGGCUGGCCACCCUGGCACGACGGCUCCGUCACCACGAGCCACCGCCGCCACCUCCUUCCCGGCAAACGGAUUGGCAACAACACGAAACACCAGACAGCUCCGACAAGAGUGCCGGUCGAAGGUCAGGGACUGCGGUGGAAUCUCUCUGCCGCCGGCCCAACUCCGCGAGAGCCGCCGUUCUGAUCUGCCUGUUCGAAGGCGACGAUGGCAAUCUGCGUGUGCUCCUCACCAAACGCGCCUCCACUCUUGCCACCAGCCCAGGACACGUUUCAUUGCCCGGUGGGAAGCAGGACGAAGGCGAUGCCGACGACGUAGCGACGGCUUUGAGGGAGGCCAAGGAGGAGAUCGGAUUGGACCCAUCUCUUGUUGAAGUCGUCACUGUUCUUCAACCAUAUGCGACCAAGAUUGGUAUCACGGUGAUUCCUGUGGUAGGCAUUCUUUUUGACAAGAGUGCAUAUCGUCCAACCCCGAAUCCAUCUGAGGUGGAAGCGAUCUUCGAUGCCCCUUUAGAAAUGUUUCUUCAGGACAGGAACAGGAGAGCGGAGGAAGCGGAGUGGAUGGGAGUGAAGUAUCUGCUCCAACAUUUCGACUAUCAAACAGCGGAUAAAAAGUAUGAUAUAUUUGGUCUAACAGCUGUGAUAUUGAUAGGGAUCGCAUCCGUCGUUUACGAGCGGCCACCGGCAUUUGCAGAGCUCUCUUCCAAAUUAUGGCAUUCCUAGGAUGUUCUGUCUUGUUGCAUAAUCACUAACAAUCUCAAUGCAGCUCCUGCCUCAACAUUCUGAGAGUAGCUAUCUGUUUUAAUCCAAUGUAGAGAGAAAAACCUGAAUUUAAGCUGCCAAGUUGGUGACUGUCAAUAAGUCUCAUUCCUUGGAACAGUAGUGCUUGGUAGCAAAUUCGAAAUCAUGAUCAAUAUCUGUUAGCUA
Messenger RNA from Eucalyptus grandis, 996 nucleotides. RefSeq names its product nudix hydrolase 15, mitochondrial. The transcript has 4 exons. Lineage: Eukaryota; Viridiplantae; Streptophyta; Magnoliopsida; Myrtales; Myrtaceae. Gene Ontology annotation, biological process: coenzyme A catabolic process. The coding region runs from base 34 to 792 and encodes 252 amino acids. Gene Ontology annotation, molecular function: acetyl-CoA hydrolase activity; coenzyme A diphosphatase activity. The record is from RefSeq and is a predicted model, not a curated record.